AUCCUUCCCCUCAGUCAACCCUAAUGAAGGGCCAAAUAGUGGCAUUAUACCUCUGCGCUAAUGGGCACCUCAUGGACAGUCUUGUCAAGAUCUACCUGCAAUGCAGGGGUCGUGUUCCCAAGCUCGAGGUCGUGGUCGUGCCCCUAGCAUUCUCAGAUUACCCCCACUCCUAUUACCGCCAAAUUGUGCAUGCCUUGGCCGACCGCAACAUAACCACUUGGUGGGCUUUGCACCCCUAUAACGACAAGAUUGUGCGCACCCUUUUCCGCCUCUCCGGAGGGAGGAAUUUUGACAGGCUUAUCCUUCUCCCUGCUGUUGGGGAAACCGAUUCCGACUCCUAUUCCUAUUGCGGAGAUAUCAAUGCUCACGCAGUAUUAUCCCUCUUGGGCUUAUAUCUCUUGGCAAAUAGGGCGCUGCCUCCUAGCAUGUACCCCUUCACCACAGAGAAGCUCUACUUGGAAAGGUUGUCCUCUCUGCGUCAAGUCACCUUGCCCUCUUUGUUGUGCAGAUAUAAGCCAGACCUCUCCUCCGAGGCCCUGCAACAACUUCAAGGCAAGAAUGUCCUUCUGUGUGUGGAUGGUUCAUUUGGUGUAAACUCCUCUUUCUACUGAGCCACAAGUAUCCUGAAAUUCUAAGAAAAUAUGCUGAUUGCA
Cuscuta campestris is the source of this 653-nucleotide messenger RNA. Lineage: Eukaryota; Viridiplantae; Streptophyta; Magnoliopsida; Solanales; Convolvulaceae. The record is from the annotation of a GenBank genome assembly.